UAGGGUUAACGCCAAAUGGCCUUCUCAACGCCAUCCCUCUUAUCUUCCUGCUCUACUUAUAGACUUAAUCCUCUUCUCUUCUCUCAUCGCCGUCUCAGAAUUAGGCUUUCUCAUUCUCACUUGAAACCUAGAUUUUUUGCUGUUGCUGCAAGAGAGAAUGACGUCUUUACUUCACCAGAGACAGCAAAGUCCUUUGAUUUUACUUCAGAAGAAAGGAUAUAUAAUUGGUGGGACUCUCAAGGAUAUUUUAAGCCAAAUUUGGACCGGGGAAGUGAUCCUUUUGUUAUUUCGAUGCCUCCUCCUAAUGUUACUGGUUCACUGCACAUGGGGCAUGCGAUGUUUGUGACUCUUGAGGAUAUCAUGGUUAGAUACCAUCGGAUGAAGGGAAGACCUACACUCUGGAUUCCCGGGACUGAUCAUGCUGGUAUUGCGACUCAGUUGGUUGUGGAAAGAAUGCUUGCAUCUGAAGGAAUAAAAAGGGCUGAAUUGAGUAGAGAUGAGUUCACAAAGCGAGUUUGGGAGUGGAAAGAGAAGUACGGUGGAACCAUUACAAAUCAGAUUAAGAGACUCGGGGCUUCCUGUGAUUGGACAAGGGAACACUUUACCCUUGAUGAGCAGCUAAGUCGGGCUGUAAUUGAGGCCUUUGUUAGGCUUCAUGAAAGAGGCUUAAUUUAUCAAGGGUCUUACAUGGUCAACUGGUCUCCUAACCUACAGACUGCAGUUUCAGAUUUGGAAGUUGAAUAUUCUGAAGAACCUGGUACUCUCUAUUAUAUUAAGUAUCGCGUUGCUGGAGGUUCAAAGAGUGACUAUUUGACAAUAGCUACAACACGCCCGGAGACUUUAUUUGGAGAUACCGCCAUUGCAGUACAUCCUCAGGAUGAUCGCUAUUCUAGGUAUAUUGGUAGGAUGGCAAUUGUGCCAAUGACAUUUGGCCGUCAUGUUCCUAUUAUUUCUGACAGGUAUGUUGAUAAAGACUUUGGAACUGGUGUGCUGAAGAUAAGCCCUGGUCAUGAUCAUAACGACUACCUUCUUGCUAGAAAACUUGGUCUCCCAAUCCUUAAUGUAAUGAAUAAGGAUGGGACACUUAAUGAGGUUGCUGGACUGUACUGUGGCCUUGAUCGGUUUGAGGCACGGAAGAAACUGUGGUUAGAUCUUGAGGAGACAGGUUUGGCUGUUAAAAAGGAGCCUCACACAUUACGAGUUCCCAGAUCCCAGCGUGGUGGAGAAGUAAUAGAGCCUCUAGUGAGUAAGCAGUGGUUUGUAACUAUGGAGCCAUUAGCUGAGAAGGCUCUUCAAGCAGUUGAAAGAGGAGAAUUAACCAUUAUGCCUGAAAGAUUUGAGAAGAUUUAUAAUCACUGGCUAUCAAAUAUUAAGGAUUGGUGUAUAAGCAGACAACUAUGGUGGGGACAUCGCAUACCAGUUUGGUAUAUUGUUGGAAAAGACUGUGAAGAAGAAUAUAUAGUUGCUAGGAAUGCCAACGAAGCUCUUGAGAAGGCUCAAGAGAAGUAUGGAAAAGAUGUGGAAAUUUAUCAGGAACCAGAUGUUCUUGAUACUUGGUUUUCAAGUGCAUUGUGGCCUUUCAGUACUCUUGGAUGGCCAGAUGUGUCUACACAGGAUUUUAAGAAGUUUUAUCCGACUACAGUGCUUGAAACUGGGCAUGAUAUAUUGUUCUUUUGGGUGGCAAGGAUGGUCAUGAUGGGAAUUGAGUUCACAGGGGCUGUUCCUUUUUCUUAUGUUUAUCUACAUGGACUUAUCCGGGACUCACAGGGAAGAAAAAUGUCUAAGACAUUAGGAAACGUAAUAGAUCCAAUUGAUACAAUCAAGGAGUUCGGCACUGAUGCUUUACGAUUUACGCUUGCUUUAGGAACUGCUGGUCAGGACCUUAAUCUAUCCACUGAGAGAUUGACCUCUAACAAGGCCUUCACUAACAAACUAUGGAAUGCUGGGAAGUUUGUGUUGCAAAAUUUGCCUAGUCAAAGUGAUAUCUCUGCUUGGGAAACUAUACUGGCUUGUAAGUUUGAUAAAGAGGAGGCCCUACUCAGGUUACCUUUACCAGAAUGUUGGGUGGUCUCGAAACUUCAUUGUCUCAUUGACAUGGUCACCACUAGCUAUGACAAAUAUUUCUUUGGAGAUGUAGGAAGAGAAACAUAUGAUUUCUUUUGGGGUGAUUUUGCUGAUUGGUAUAUUGAAGCCAGUAAAGCUCGCCUUUAUCACUCUGGAGGUCAUUCAGUUGCUCAGGCAGUUCUUUUAUAUGUUUUUGAAAAUAUACUUAAAAUGCUACAUCCAUUCAUGCCGUUUGUAACCGAGGCAUUAUGGCAGGCACUUCCCAAUCGAAAAGAAGCUCUUAUGAAUUCUUCUUGGCCUCAGACUUCAUUGCCAAUGCAUGCAAGCUCAAUAAAAAAGUUUGAAAAUUUACAAUCUUUGACUAGAGCAAUCCGAAAUGCUCGAGCAGAAUACUCUGUUGAACCAGCAAAGCGAAUAUCUGCAUCUAUAGUUGCAGGCAAUGAAGUCAUCCAGUAUAUUUCUAAAGAGAAGGAAGUUUUAGCUCUUCUCUCCAGGCUAGAUUUGCAAAACGUCCAUUUUACUGAUUCUCCUCCAGGAGAUGCAAAUCAAUCGGUCCACCUUGUUGCUGAUGAAGGUCUAGAGGCAUAUCUCCCUCUCUCUGAUAUGAUAGAUGUUUCUGCUGAAGUUGAGCGACUUUCCAAGCGCCUUUCAAAGAUGCAAGAAGAGUUUGACAGGCUUGCAGCUCGCCUUAGCUCUCCUAAAUUUGUAGAGAAAGCUCCUGAAGAAAUUGUUAGUGGGGUUCGAGAAAAGGCAGCAGAAGCUGAAGAGAAGAUAACUCUCACCAAAAACCGUCUAGCUUUCCUCCAAUCAACAGCUGUGGUCUCAAAAUAGUUAACCAAAUGGCUCUCCAUCAUGUUUUCCUUGAAAUCCCAAAGUUUAUUUUAUUUUUGUUCCCAUUCCUUUGGAUUUGUCUCGACUGCCAGAUCAAUGCACCAUUCUUGGUACUCGCCCAUGGUUUAAUAAUGCAAAUUUUGGAUCUUGUGCAUUGUAACCAUGGGCUAUGAACCAGUAUGCUGAGAGGGCGGAUAGUGCAAUAAGAUGAGGCCAAUAAAUAUAUCAUGAAAUCUGCAUCAAAUCGCUGCUGGCUUGUAGUUGUUGCUUCAGUGGACCCCAAGUAGUAAUUAAUCGUAUACAGAGGUUGGCUUCUCUUGUAGCCCAAAGCUGCCAACAGAAGGUGUGGGAAUGUUGAUGUACAAUUUACUUAUAUAUAACUCAGCAGCAUUUCGUGUAUGAACUUUGAUCUGCCUCCGCCCACAAUUGAUUUUUUAUACAUGACCUUAUUCUCCUGUAAAA
This is a messenger RNA of Vitis riparia (riverbank grape), 3357 nucleotides long. RefSeq names its product valine--tRNA ligase, chloroplastic/mitochondrial 2. Gene Ontology annotation, molecular function: ATP binding; aminoacyl-tRNA deacylase activity; valine-tRNA ligase activity. Gene Ontology annotation, cellular component: cytoplasm; cytosol. Gene Ontology annotation, biological process: valyl-tRNA aminoacylation. The coding region runs from base 16 to 2895 and encodes 959 amino acids. The transcript is spliced from 27 exons. Lineage: Eukaryota; Viridiplantae; Streptophyta; Magnoliopsida; Vitales; Vitaceae. The record is from RefSeq and is a predicted model, not a curated record.